Dinoponera quadriceps is the source of this 3015-nucleotide messenger RNA. RefSeq names its product frizzled-4. The transcript is spliced from 6 exons. The record is from RefSeq and is a predicted model, not a curated record. Gene Ontology annotation, cellular component: plasma membrane. The coding region runs from base 19 to 1932 and encodes 637 amino acids. NCBI's taxonomy places the organism in Eukaryota, Metazoa, Arthropoda, Insecta, Hymenoptera, Formicidae. Gene Ontology annotation, molecular function: Wnt-protein binding; Wnt receptor activity. Gene Ontology annotation, biological process: canonical Wnt signaling pathway; non-canonical Wnt signaling pathway.
GUUUUUCAUGCGGGAAAUAUGUAUUGGAUUUUGUUGUUGAUGUUGGUGCGUACGAUAUGGUGCGCUCACGGCGCCUGCGAGCCAAUCCGGAUCGAAAUGUGCCGCGGUCUCGGCUAUAACGUCACCGCCAUGCCAAAUCUGGUUGGCCACGAGAUUCAAGGCGAUGCUGACUUUACCUUGCAGACGUUCAGUCCGCUCAUUCAGUACGGAUGCAGUGCACAACUACAUCUAUUCCUAUGCUCAGUAUAUGCACCAAUGUGCACUGACAAGGUUACUUCACCCAUUGGACCUUGCAGAGGCCUAUGCGAGCAAGUGAGAGCCCGGUGCUUUCCGGUUCUUCAAGGAUUUGGUUUUCCUUGGCCAGCUGCAUUGAACUGUUCCAAAUUUCCACCAGAAAACAAUCACCAUCAUAUGUGCAUGGAAGGACCUGGCGAACCUGGACCAGUUAAUCCUAUCCAGGCGAUAGGCGCCAGUAACGGACCUUGGGGUUGUUCCUGGUACGCCAAGUCCGGGUUAUACAUCUUCCUGAAUCGUUCUGGAAGAUGUGCUGCUGCUUGCGACGCUGAUAUCCUAUGGUCCAAAAAAGACAAGAAACUCACAGAGGCUUGGAUGACUAUAUUCACCGCAGCAUGCCUCGCCUCCGUCGCGGUCGCUAUCCUGACUCUUCUGAAGCCGCGCAAACAACCGGUAUUAACCACUACCGCAGAACGUGCAAUAAUCUUCUUGACAGUCUGUCAUGCGGUGGUCGCGAUCGGUUAUGUGAUUCGUCUGGCGGCUGGCCGUCUGAACGUCGCCUGUACGUCUGCGAUCCCGCUGCAUCCGCAGGAUCAAGUAACCUUGUCUCAACAACAGCAGCAGCAACAAUACCUCACGCAAGAUGGCCUAGCUAAUCCUUACUGCGCUGUCGUGUUUUUGCUACUGUAUUACUUCGGAAACGCUGCGAUUGUCUGGUGGGUCGUGAUAUGCGCGUGGUGGUGCAUAAUGGCCAGAAAAUGGACGAGGACGGCCGGCAACUGCAAGGAGGAUGGUUUCGGACCGCAACAGGGAUUCUCAACUAUCGCCGCGGUCGCGGCUUGGGGUCUGCCAGCCGCGCAUACUAUCGCCGUUCUGGUCACAAGGGAUGUCGACGCUGACGAGUUGACCGCUAGUUGCUUCGUCGGCCAGCAGAACACGCAUUCUCUGCUCGUGCUAGUGCUGGCGCCUCAGUUCGUCUACUUGUCGUUCGGCACGACGUUCUUGUUGGUCGGCCUAGCGUCGUUGAUGCUGCCGCGACGUCCGGCAGUAACGCCCACCACGACACCGACGUCGUCCUCGUCCUCUUCGUCGUCGGCGACGGCGGCUCUGACCGCGUUAGCGGCGUCUCACGCGAACCCGCUGAUGCGUACGCGCGAGAUAUCCGGUAAAUCGUCCCCGGCGGAGAUGCAACGCCGGCAGAAGCAGCUGUUGACGCGCGUCGGUAUAUUCGGCUGGCUCUACGCCGCCUUGAUGAUCUGCCUGGCCAGCACGAGCUUUUACGAGUGGUGGGGAAGGGAGACGUGGCUGCGAGCGCCGGAACCGUCGACGACGCCGCGCGUGCCCUCCCGACCUCUGCUGCAGGUUUUCGUGCUGCGACUAGUGGUGACCCUUAGCGCCGGCAUCAUGACCGCCGCGUGGAUCUGGUGGCCUGAGGCGGCGAGCAUAUGCCGCAGGAUAUCGCACUGUAAGCAACCGCCGCGGAAGUGCCAUCCGGUGCCGGUCGUGCAUUGUUACAGCGCUGGGGCCGCCGCCAGUCCCGUGCCUCAUCAGAUUCACCAUCUGAAUCAUCUGACGCCGCCGCAGCAGCAUCCCCUGCUGCAUCAGCACCCGAUCACGAAUCCGCAGAUGCCGCACAGGAACUAUAAGAAGCAUCGAAAGCACCGAAUUCAUCAUUCCGGCAGCGAGACGCAAGUCUGAGCGAACGUUGCGCGCGUACAAACGUGACGAUAUGCACCGACUCCUCGCCGUUCGAAUGCCUUCAAUGUUAUCGCGUUAUUACGCUCUACGAUAUGGCCUGACAAACGAUACGUGACGUCGUAUGUAUCCUUUGCCUCGCGCCGACCUCUCACAUGUGUGUGUGUGUGUGUAUGUGUGUGUGCAUAUGUGUGGGAGAGUAAAGUCAUCCAAGUAUAAUCUAAGUUAUUUAGCAUUCUUAUCAUAUCGUCCGUUCGAUAAUUCUUCUUCUCAAAUGCAUUUCUCUUCACUCUCUGUCGCAGCUAAUAUAACACCAUAAAUUUAACAGAACUUCCUCUUUCGUGCAAGACAAGUGUCGAAUUCACGGCACAUCCUCGCUACUGUGUCGUAUUACUAAGUAGCGAAUGAAAUUAAUAUCUCAUCUGUAUUUUUGUAGGAAAGAGAGAGAGAGAGAGAGAGAGAGAGAGAGAGAGAGAGAGAGAGAUUUACGGAAGUGAUUUUAUAAUGCCACAAUGAUGCCGAAUUCGACGCCGUUGAAUUUACCCAUUGAAACGUUCGUGGAAACGAGAGAGAGAGAACAGCGGAUGCUAAAUUUAAACGUCGAAGAAUGAUGGAGCGGUACGAUUGGGGGGAAGAGCGUAUUCAUUUCGGUCUGUGCCCUCCUAUUCGUGCCUCAGCGUUGUUAUGUAAACGCACGUGCCUACAUAGACCGUAGAACAGUUAUCGCACUGCAGUUCUGCGAAUAUAACAUCCGGCGGUGCGAUCUUUGUUCAACUUUGUCCACUGCCAGGAAAUAAUUCCUACUCCGUAUACCGUGCCAAUUUUAUUCUCUAUUGUAUUAACGUACUCUCUUUUCGCCUUACCCUCGCAAAGGAUUUCCGCGUGGGAUAUUUUAGGAAGCCAGUCACAUGCGAACCAACAUUGCCUCUCUUGACAUAUCUCGUUGCUUUAUUUUUUUUUUAUUAUGGAUUAGCCAAAUAAUCUCCGUUUGUUACAUAUAGUGGCGAUUAAUCUGAUUCUAAUUUUAUUUGAAUGUGUAUACGAACAAAAGUGAGAAAAAAUGCAAAAUUUAAUGUGAUAACAAAA